Molecule: messenger RNA, 920 nt
Organism: Styela clava
Lineage: Eukaryota; Metazoa; Chordata; Ascidiacea; Stolidobranchia; Styelidae
Cellular component (GO): membrane
Source: RefSeq, a predicted model, not a curated record
GCCGUUUCAAUUCGCAACGUAGUCUACUUCAUAUACUACUAUCACCUUGAUAAUUCUGAAGAUAGUAUUUGGCAGAAGUCGUUCAACAUAAAUUUUGUGAUACAAACUCACUUGGUCUGUUGUUUGAUUUAUUUCCGAACAUAAAAACUUUCAAUGGGAAACUUCCAUAAAAUAAGUCUCAGUGGUCUAUGCAUUGGUCUUGUUUUCGAUAUUUUAGCAGUGGUAACUCCAGGAUGGAUAUAUGUUCAAGAUGCUUUUGCAAGAGGAUUGUUUUAUGGUGUUAAUGAUGGACACGCUGGGAAAGUUACCAUGUGGACAGCAGAUAAGUUAGCUCUGUCGUUUCUUUGCACUGGUGGCGCCAUCCUAAUUGCAGCCAUCGUUUGUUCCAUAAGAAAUUUGAAAGAAAAUAGAAAGGAUUUCAAAAUAAUGGGAGGGUUUCUUGGAAUUAUUGCAGGUUUGUUUAUGAUCACUGGAAUGUCAAGUUACACUGGUCUAUAUAGUGAUUACGUGCAACCGACUCGAGUCAGUUGGGGUUACAGUUAUGUCUUUGGCUGGAUAUCUGCCUGGAUAUGCCUUAUUUCUGGAUGUAUCGGAAUCUUCGGGAUGGUAAAGUCAUACUUGAUGUCAAUUUGAAUAAUCCAAAAUAAAAAGUGAGAAGAUAUGAAGAUACACAAGAAGAUGAAACCGAUCCAUGACAAAUUUCUCAAAUUCUGAAAAAUAAACCACGAUUUGUAUGAUUUGGUUGUUAGACAAUUUUUUUUUUCAGUAAAUCCACACUGACAGAUAAUACUACUAUACAGGGGCGAUUGAAUUUGACAAAAUACACAAAUAACUGUUUUUGCAUCAAUUCCGUGUCUUCAACGUGUAUUCCGAUUCGAGUAAGAUUAGUACUUUAAUUUUACAAAAACUCGCCACAGGUG